Molecule: messenger RNA, 871 nt
Organism: Momordica charantia (bitter melon)
Lineage: Eukaryota; Viridiplantae; Streptophyta; Magnoliopsida; Cucurbitales; Cucurbitaceae
Product: dual specificity protein phosphatase-like protein
Biological process (GO): protein dephosphorylation
Molecular function (GO): protein tyrosine/serine/threonine phosphatase activity
Source: RefSeq, a predicted model, not a curated record
ACCGGCCCGCUAAAGGGUCUCUCCCAUUAAACGCAGCAGCUUCGCGGUGUGGGUCGCCUAUCGAACCAGAGAUUCGCUCCACUGCGGAGUCCGGACUCGGAUUAUCGAUCAUUUCGGGAAGUAUAAUAAAAUAUUCUCCAGUUUCCUUCUGAUUUUCAUUCUUUUUGUUUCGAAAUUAUCCUUCUUCUGCUCCAGAUCGUUUCCCAGAGGAGUUCGAAGAUUAAAGGGUAACGACGACGCUGCAACUUUUCUCAGUAUCAGGCGCCAUUGUAAAGAUAAAGCAAUGGCUGAAGCAAAUAAUUCUAGUUUGGAAUCCCACUCAAAUCCUCAAGCUGUGUAUCGGUGUAAGAAGUGUCGUAGAAUUGUUGCCACGCAAGAGAGUAUAGUCACCCACGAAAGAGGAAAAGGUGAAUCGUGCUUCAAGUGGAGUAAGAGAAAUGGUAGUCCACGGGGAGGGGAGAACAAACCAGCUGAUUGCACCUCUAUAUUUGUUGAACCAAUGAAAUGGAUGGAAACCUUACAAGACGGCCAUGUGGAAGAGAAACUUGUGUGUAUCGGAUGCAAAGCUCGCUUGGGUUCCUUCAACUGGGCUGGUAUGCAGUGCAGCUGCGGAGCUUGGGUUAACCCUGCUUUUCAACUUCAUAAAAGCCGAUUAGAUGAAUGCCUAAUGUGAAUACAUUAGAAAGAAAAUAAAGGUUACUUGCGAUCAGUUAUUAUGAUGCUGCUAUUGGUUUUCUGGAGGCUCAUGCUUCUUUUCUUUUCCUAGAACUAUAAAUCUAGCAAUUUUAACUUGUUGAUUUAGUAGAGUAUUGAAAAGUUCAAUCCUUGGCAUUUUCACAAGUUCGAAUUGUUGGAUGCUGAUAUUGGGAAA